AUGCCUCAUAUCUCGUCCCCGAGUGAACCGUCGAACGAUUCGAGGCCGGUUGAUGGGCAGCGGCUCCGGGCAAGAUGGGCAUCACUCUUCCACUUCACCUCCAAGAGGCAUCUUGCUCCCUUGGCUCUUGCUAUCAUCUUUAGCAUAGCCCGUGGGCUCGCGGUGCCUGUGCUUGCCUGGAUACUGGGCAGGUUGUUUAACGCAUUUUCUAGUUUUGGCUCUCAUUCAAUCUCUGCCAGCCAGCUGAUGUCGACUACCUCCCUCGAGUGCACGUAUCUUUUGGCCCUCGGGUCUGGCGUUUGGUUUUUGGAUUGGGCAUACUUCUCUCUGUGGGUUACCUUCGGCGAGCUGCAAGCCAAAAAUGCGAGGAAAUGGGCAUUUGAAGAGCUGCUGCGCAAGGAUAUGAGUUGGUUUGACGGAGUCACUGACGGGCUCCCUGCGGUCUUACCUCGAAUUCAAGCAUACAUCCGGGACCUUCAACUGGCCACCUCUCAACCCUUUGGUGCCACUCUAUACAACCUUACCGCUUCUGUGGCAGCCCUGGUUCUGGCUCUGUAUAUAUCAUGGAGUCUAACGCUUGUCUGCCUUGCAAGUGUGCCAGUUUGUGCAAUCAUAAUUGCUGUGUUCUCUUCUAAGAUUCAACCAAAGAUCGAGGGACAGCAGACGGCACUCACAAAAGCGUCCAAGUUUGCAACCACCGCCAUUUCUUCAAUCGAUGUAGUGAAACAUUUCAAUGGACAAAAAACGGAAAUCGAAAGCUAUAGAACUGCCAUCGAAGUUGCUGCACAUUGGUAUUACAAGGAGGCUCUCUACAGUGCUUCCCAGAUCGGCCUAAUAUCCUUCCUAACCUUUGGCAUGUUUGUACAGGGGUUUUGGUAUGGCAGCUACCUUGUAGCCAAGGGUGAACUGACUGCAGGUGAAGUGUUGACAACAUUUUGGGCAUGUUUACAGGCAACACAGUCGAUAGAAGAGAUCAUCCCUCGCUUGAUCGUCCUUGAAAAGGGGCGUACUGCCUCAGCAGCGAUUAAGCAUACCUUCCAUGAUACGUGCCAUACUUGCACGCUCCAAGAUCAAAGGGGGAACUUACUCUCUCCAGUAUUUUGUGAAGGUGAUAUCCGGUUCUCAGAGGUGACAUUUGCGUACCCUUCUCAGCCUGGAAGAAGAGUAUUAGACAAUUGCUCUUUCUUCUUCCCCGCUGGUGAUACAACUUUCGUCGUCGGCAAAAGUGGCUCUGGAAAAAGUACAAUUGGAAAUUUACUCAUGAGAUUUUAUGCGCCAACAUUUGGGGAAAUAUAUAUCGACAACAGGUUGAUCCAGACUUUAGACAUUAGCUGGAUCCGCAACAACAUCACGUUAGUUCAGCAAGAGAGCAUCCUAUUCAACGAAACUAUAUUGAAGAACAUCACAUUCGGUUCCCGCAAUGUUGAAGAUACCACGGCUCGAGAUAUAUCUGCAGCUACAAAACUAGCUGGCUUGCAAGAUACCAUUCUUAGCUUCCCAUCAAGGCUUGACACGAUUGUUGGCUCAGGUGGGAGGUCCCUGAGUGGAGGACAACGCCAAAGGGUGGCAUUAGCAAGGGCGAGAUUGAGGGAUACUCCCAUCUUACUACUUGAUGAGUCCACCAGUGCCUUAGAUCAUUCAAGUAGGGUGUGUUUAAUGAACGCCAUCCGGGCAUGGCGCCAGGGCAAGACCACCAUAAUCAUCACCCAUGACCUGUCCCAAAUUCGAUCCCAGGAUUUUGUGUAUGUCGUCGACCAGGGAAAGAUAGCUCACCAGGGUUACAAGCAUGUCUUAGAGAAGAAGGCAGCUGGUGUGUUCGAACUCAGCAAUCUUACGACUCUACCACCAGAGACCACACCAGCCUCUACAUGGACUUCCAAAGCCCCAGGUCCCCUGUCGGGAGGAAGAAGGGGCUCAAGUUUUAGCAGCAUAGAGCCGUCAGUGACGGAACGGCGCUCAUUAUCAACUCCGCUUUCUCCCUUCUUUCACCAUAGCCUUUCUCUUGAGUGUGCGUAUGCGGACGCAGAUCAGAGCAGCAGACCAAGGGCAUUUAGUACCUCUGGGCGCUUGGCCAAUCCUACAAGUCCUAGGUUCAAAAAUCCCUUUGCUGAUAAAAUACUCUCAGAGUUUGAUUCACCGGACGACAAAAGGGUGGAGAAAGAUUUAGGGCAGCUAUCUGAUCAGGUCCCAGGCGAGCAAAUGCCAUCGCCGAAGGAGUCAGGGCGAGAGUUUUACUCGAUAUUACAAAUUCUCUCAACUGUGAUACCGUCCCUAUCAUCUUUAGGCCGAAUAUCCUUACUUUUCGGUUUCAUUGCUGCUUUUUUUAAUGCGGCUGCAACUCCAUGUUUUUCUUAUAUGUUUUCUCAGCUGCUAAGUACGUUAUUCAUUGUUGAAAACAGAUCCCAGCUAGCAAAGCAAUGGGCACUUGCAGUCUUGGGCAUAGCAAUUGUUAAUGGGGUAGCGUCAUUCUUCAUGCACUAUCUCCUGGAACGAUGUGGUCAAAUCUGGAUAGAUCAGCUUCGUCACAGAGCCAUUCGGAAGAUCCUGCAGCAAUGCAAGUCUUGGUUUGAAAGGGACGAAAACAGUGUAUCUAACCUAAGUCACUGCUUAGAUCGGAACCCUGAGGAAAUGAGAAAUCUCGUUGGGCGAUUUGCCUGCUUCGUGUUUGUUGCUGCUGUCAUGACACUGAUCGGGUUUAUCUGGGGAGUAGCAGUGUGCUGGAAGCUAGCUCUAGUUGGUGCUGCCACUGCGCCUCCUCUCUAUGGCCUAACAAGACUUUAUGAGAAGAUCAGUGGAUUUUGGGAGGCCAAGUCAAACGAAGCCAGUGAGAUAAUGGCGGGAGUAUUUGCUGAGACUUUCCUCGAUAUUCGAACAGUUCGAUCACUGACCUUAGAGUCGUACUUCCAUACUAAACACAACACAUCCAAUGGCAAGGCUUUGACAAUUGGUACCAAGAGAGGGUGUUAUUCUGGCCUAUUCUUUGGAUUUUCAGAGUGUUCGAUUCUUUUCGUCUAUGCUCUCAUCUUUUACUACGGGGCAGUACUUGUUUCUAGUUCACAAUAUUCAGCCAAGGAUGUGCUGAUGGUUUUCUCCAUGCUACUGUUUAGCAUGGCAAAUGUGAAGGGAGUACUCUCCUUGGUUCCACAAAUGAGCUCUUCUAAAGAUUCUGCGACUAGGGUAUUGCACCUGGCUGACAUGCCCGAAGAUCAAUCGCAUGAGGGUCAAGGCAGCCUCCACAUCCCCAACCCUGCGCCUAUUAGUUUCAAGAAUGUGGAUUUUAGUUAUCCAAACCGGCCUGAUAAGAGGAUAUUGAAGAACUUCAACCUGAACAUUCUUAAAGGAACUUGCACUGCGAUUGUUGGGCCUUCUGGCUCGGGGAAAUCAACCAUUGCCUCUCUACUGCUUGCACUAUAUCCAGCUCCGCCACCCGAAGGUAGCAGAGGCAGCAUCACCCUGAGGGGUGUAAACAUCCGCGACAUCCAUGUCCCUACACUGCGGUCAUUGAUCUCGAUUGUCCCCCAGGACCCUACGCUGUUUCCUGCGUCUAUCAAGGAUAAUAUCAUCUACGGGCUGCCAGAAAACUCUCCACUCGAAAUAGCCGCGAAUAUCCAAGCUGCUGCUACGGCUGCCGGAAUUCACGAUUUCAUCUCCUCACUACCGUCAGGGUAUGAUACACUGGUUGGAGAUGGCGGGGUAGGUGUUUCUGGUGGCCAGGCGCAGCGAAUUGUGAUUGCCAGGGCACUUGUCCGCCGGCCACAAGUACUGAUACUAGACGAGGCAACAUCGAGCCUUGACAUCGAGAGUGCAACUGUGAUAAGACAGACGGUGGCGAAACUCAUGGCUUCCAAAGAAGGCCUGACGGUGAUUAUAAUUACACAUGCCAAGGAGAUGAUGGAGCUGGUGGAUAAUGUGGUGGUUGUGGACGAGGGGACGGUGGUUGAGGAAGGGUCCUUUACUGACCUGAGCAGCCGGAGUGGCGGGAGGCUGAGACGGUUGCUGAGGAUGCAGCCGUAG
Messenger RNA from Microsporum canis CBS 113480, 4014 nucleotides. RefSeq names its product ABC a-pheromone efflux pump AtrD. The record is from RefSeq and is a predicted model, not a curated record. Gene Ontology annotation, molecular function: ABC-type transporter activity; ATP binding; ATP hydrolysis activity. The coding region runs from base 1 to 4014 and encodes 1337 amino acids. Gene Ontology annotation, biological process: transmembrane transport. The transcript is spliced from 5 exons. Gene Ontology annotation, cellular component: membrane. Lineage: Eukaryota; Fungi; Ascomycota; Eurotiomycetes; Onygenales; Arthrodermataceae.